CCUCGAGGGCUGGCUCGUGAAAGCGCGCGGUGGUGACGUAUUGAACACGCGCACGCCACUUCUCCAGCUAGGCUAGCAAUUUGCUGUCAGUUUAUCACUAAACUCUUCAGUCGUAUAAACUCUUCGGUUUCUCACUCAAGGCGAGGAGGACCGUUUGGCAUUAUAUGCAAGAGGCGUUUCCCACAGUUUCGGAUGUAAAUAAUGGCUGAGGCCUCAGGGGCAGACCCUGAGGAAUUAAGCGCAGAGUCUGUUCCUGAGUCAGUACUGGGGAAACCCAGCCAGCAACACUUCAAGAGAAAUCGCCCACGCUCGGACCACAAUCGCAGCUGCAGAGGACCUGACAGACCCCACCUGAGGCAUGCAAAGGAAGCGUAUGAGUCCCAUGACACUGCUGCUAGACAAUCGCAUGACAACUCCACCAGAAAUGGCAUAAGGAGAGGGAGAGGAGGAAGAGGAAGAGGAGGUGAUAGUAGCCGUAAUAGUGAGCGCCUGACCCAUAGACCGAGAUGGUCAAGGCCUAAAAGCGAUAAUGUUUACUCGGGGCCGAAUCACAUGACUGACUGGGGCCAGCGACGCAGUAGCCCUCCAGCCUAUAGAUCCGCAGAUGGGGAUAAUCAGCAGAGGCCCCCAAAAGGUGCCGGUGGUGGAGAUUUCCAGCCGGACCCCCGAGACACCUGGCCAAAAAGGACCACGAAAGGGAGGGGAGAGAGGGAAGCAAGGGGGCCAUUGGCUAGAGACGAGGAGACGAAUCGGGAGGCAGACGGCGCGGGCAGCGUCACAGGCGCCGAGCGUCCAGAGCCGGAGUACGACCAGAGGUGGCAGAAAGGGUGGAGAGGUGGAGGGAGGCAGCACAACCCCAGAAGGAAGGGGCCGGCCUGCCGUCCUGGCAGCCAGGGGAACUGGAGAGAAAGAGAGCCUGCUCACCUGGGAGGAGACGGGGAGCAGGAGGAGGAGCAGCGACAGGAAGAGGGAAGGGGAGGCGCACCGGAACCGAGCUGGAGAGGUGGGAGAGAGGGACGGGAUCAAGGGAAAAGGGCCCGGAUGCAGGAGCAGGCGCGGGAUGCGCCGGCAGGAGCGGGACGUGCCGAGAGGAGGACGGGGCUAGUUAAACGCGUGCAGCCUCCCAAGAGCAAAGAGACUCAGACAGGCUGCCUGAUCGAGCAGCUGACAGAAGAGAAGUACGAGUGCAUGGUGUGCUGCGACGUGGUCCGCGUCAUGGCCCCCGUCUGGAGCUGUCUGAGCUGCUUCCACGUCUUCCACCUCAACUGUAUCAAGAAGUGGGCUCGCUCGCCUGCGUCUCAGGCCGAUGAUAGUGUGGAGGGCUGGCGUUGUCCUGCUUGCCAGAAUGUGACGUUUAAGGCACCAAACUCUUAUACCUGCUUCUGUGGGAAGGUGACCAAUCCAGUGUAUCAGCGCACCGAGAUUCCCCACAGCUGUGGUGACAUGUGUGGGAAGAAGAGAACUGGGGGGAUGUGCAGUCACCCCUGCAACAUUUUAUGCCACCCAGGCCCUUGCCCGCAGUGUCCCGCGUUUGUAACCAAAUCCUGCCUUUGUGGACGAACGAGUAAGCAGGUGCGCUGCAGUCAGGUGGACAGUCUGCGCUGUGAACAGGUGUGCAGCGCUUUACUAAACUGCGCAGAACACUACUGUGCCCAGAUUUGCCACCAGGGCCCCUGUGAACCCUGUCAGCUUCGUGUCCAGCAAGUGUGCUACUGUGGGGUGACUCACCGGGAGGUGGCGUGUGGGACAGACAGGGAUGGCUUCGAUGGAUCUGGACAUUUCACCUGCCACAAACUAUGUGGAAAGAUGCUGGAGUGUGGGGAGCACCGCUGCCAGCAGCCGUGCCAUCGGGGCCAAUGCCAGGCGUGCUCGCGCUCGCCCAGCCUGGUGCACACCUGCCCCUGCGGGCAGACGGCCCUGGCCAAGCUGCUGGAGUUGGGCUCUCCAGAGAGACGCCGCUGCACUGACCCCAUCCCUUCCUGCAGCAAGGUCUGCAGUAAGCCCCUGCCCUGCGGAGACGCUGACACUGUGCACCUGUGUGAUAAGCUUUGUCACGAGGACAGCUGUGGCCCAUGCUCCCUCACCUCCACCAUUAAGUGCAGAUGUGGCAGUAAGACAAAGGAGGUCCCAUGUGCAAUGAUUCAGAGAGAAGAGGAGCUGGUGUUCUCCUGUGAGAGGCGUUGCACUAAGAAGCGCUCCUGUGGCCGGCACAAGUGUGGAGAGCUGUGCUGUGUGAUUCAGGAGCAUAAAUGCACAUUGAUUUGUGGCUACAAACUCAACUGUGGUCAACACCGCUGCCAGGACCUUUGUCACCGUGGAAACUGCCAACCCUGCUGGCAGACCAGUUUUGAUGAGCUGCCCUGCUACUGCGGUGUGACGGUGAUAUACCCGCCUGUCCCAUGUGGCACCAAACCACCAGAGUGUAAAAACCCGUGUACACGCCCACACGACUGCGAUCACCCAGUGCUCCACUCCUGCCACAGCGAGGAGAGAUGUCCUCCCUGUACAUACCUCACCAAGAAGUGGUGCAUGGGCAAGCAUGAGCAACGGAGCCACGUCCCCUGCCACCUGCAGGACAUCUCCUGUGGUUUGGUGUGUAAUAAGCUGCUGCCCUGUGGCUCCCACCACUGUAAGAGGAUGUGCCACCGUGGGGAGUGCCAGGUUCCAGGAGAGUGUCGGCAGCCUUGUCUUCACCCCAGGCCUGAGUGUGGGCACCCCUGCAACGCCCUGUGCCACCCUGGAGCCCCUUGCCUGUACACCACCUGCACUGCCAAGGUGGCAGUACAGUGCGACUGUGGCCGCAAGAAGGAGACCGUGCUCUGCACAGAGGCAGCCAGCUCUUACCAGAGAUAUGCGGCCAUCUCUGUGGCGAGUAAGCUGGCGGACCUGCACCUGGGAGAGUGCGUUGACAUCGGCCAGCUCACCAAGAAGGAGCAGACGAGAGCCAGGCUGGAGUGUGAUCAAGAGUGCGCUACGCUGGAGAGAAAUCGGCGACUGGCUGAAGCUCUGCAGAUCGAUCUGUCAGCCGAGCCGUUUAACAGCAGAGCCUCCUGCAAAUACAGUGACUCGCUGAAAGAGGACGCCAGAAGAGAAUUCAAAUUUGUCAGCGAAGUGGAGGAGGAGAUCAGGAAACUGGUCGAACUGGCAAACACGGGCAAACAGUCCAGGAGGAGCCACUGCUUCCCGCCCAUGAAGCGUGAGCAGCGCCGCGUCAUCCACGAGCUGGCCGAGGCCUACGGCGUGGAGAGCGCCAGCUACGACAGUGAGCCCAAGCGCAACGUCGUCCUCACCGCCGUCAGGGGCAAAUCGGCCUGCCCGAACGCCACCCUGACUGCCCUGAUUGAGAGAGAGACCGCAGGCAGGGCGCCACCCCCCAUCGCCCAUGUCAAACAGUGCAGCAAGGCUGAGAAUAGCAGCGCUUGGCUGAAGCAGGCCAGAGACCAACCUCCCAUUGAUUACUUUGAUGUUCAGGAUUGAUGAGACCUGUGACACUAAUGAUGGCUGUUCUGGGCACUGUAUUCAGAUUAAGUGUUGCGUUAAAUAAAACUGGGCAGAAUUUGCUUUAUUGCAAGA
Messenger RNA from Electrophorus electricus (electric eel), 3573 nucleotides. NCBI's taxonomy places the organism in Eukaryota, Metazoa, Chordata, Actinopteri, Gymnotiformes, Gymnotidae. The record is from RefSeq and is a predicted model, not a curated record.